Messenger RNA from Gopherus evgoodei (Goodes thornscrub tortoise), 1340 nucleotides. It is a transcript of the gene GADD45GIP1, whose product is annotated as GADD45G interacting protein 1. Gene Ontology annotation, cellular component: nucleus. The transcript has 2 exons. Lineage: Eukaryota; Metazoa; Chordata; Testudines; Testudinidae. The record is from RefSeq and is a predicted model, not a curated record. The coding region runs from base 32 to 682 and encodes 216 amino acids.
CCCGCCCUGUGAGGUCACGUGACAGCCCAAGAUGGCGGCGCCCGCGUGGCUGGGGCUGCUCCGGGCCGCCCGCUCCUAUCACGCCCCGCCCCCGCGGCGCAGGCCGGGCGGCGUGUACCGGCCGGACCCCGACGAUCCCCUCGCCCCCGCGUGGCAGCUGGAGCCCGCCUAUGAGGCCAAGCUGUACGGGCGCCACGGCUCGGCCUCCGGCGUGGACCCAGCCCGGCUCUGGCCCAGCCCCGAGAAGCUGCAGGAGCUGCAGGCCGAGGAGAGGGAGUGGUUCCCCGGGCUGAGGGAGAUGGAGGCGGCGCUGGACGAGAAGGAGCAGGAGGAGGAGAGGCAGCGGGUGGAGAGAGAGAAGCUGAUUGCUGCCAACAUGGCCAAGAUGCCACAGAUGAUCGAGGACUGGCGGCGGGAGAAGGCGGCACGCAAAGAGAAGGAGCGGGAGGACAAGGCCCGGCGGCAGCGUCUGCUGGCUGAGGCCCAGGAGCGUUUUGGCCACAAGGUGGACCACCGCAGUGCCAAAUUCCAGGAGCUGGUGCAGGAGAUGGAGAAGAAACAGCGCAAGGAGCUCAAGCUGAAGAAGAAACAGCUCAAGGAGGAGGCAAAGAAGAAAGCUGCUGCAGCUGCCGCUGACCCAGAACCUGUUCCUGUCUCAGCUGGGGCGGCUGAACCAGCCUAGGGGGGCACAUGGUCUAGGAGCCUCAGGUUGGGUCACUGCUGGAGCCACAGUUGUAACUGGGCUAAAUUCUGUUCCCAGUGCAUGCUAGAUGGGGGCUGAGCAGGGAGCUGGUGGCUCAGGUCUGGAAUGCCAAUUAUGCUUCUCAGAGCAGCAAGUCAAUACCACCAAGUACUCUAAUUGUGGGGGAGUGAAGCACUGGGUCAAUGGGCACUGCACUGCACUGCAGUGUAGGAGCUGCCCCCUGGAGUGUGGCAGGGGGCAUGGGCAGCCUCCCUCCCUCCCUGCGUGUACAUCCAACCAGCUCAGCCUGGGUUCUUCAGCAAUCCCCAGCUGGACUCAGAUCUGUGCACAGGCCACCUAAUGGAGUUCGAGUAAGGCAGAGGGAGGUUGUUGGAAGGUCCUGCUCGAAUGCCCUAGGCUCCCCACCACUUCAGAUUGGGAAUGAUACGUUGUAGGGGAGCUGGCAUUCCCUUACAGAGCCCCGGGGCUCCUGAGUGAACGCUGCUAUUGGAGAGAGGGUGGUAACUGCAUGGUGACUGUGUUACGAAUGUAACCACUAGGCUCCUUUCUCAGCCAGUUCUGCCCCUACCAAGCCAGCAACCUGAGAUCCCUGUACUUUGUAUGUUGAAAUAAAAGGCUCUGACCAGGGCCUUGGCUA